AUGAAGAAGUGCUUGACAAAACUAGAAGAAUUACGUUCUGGUAAAUUACUAUCUCAUCAGCUUCUACCAGAGACUGAAAAUUUUAUGGCUGACGUUAUUCUUCGCAAAGUUCGUCUUUUGUUGAAAUGUGGACAUAUUGAAAAGGCAAUAGGCAUGACUCAAGCUGUUUGUGAAUUUAAUCUAUGUGUCCCUCAAUUACCAGAUAACGCAAGUUUAAGUUCCAAGCGCAGCCUCUUUGCAAUUUUUUGGGACAGUGGCAUGGCGCGCAUGGGAGAUGAAAACGCGAAAGGAUGGAACGCUGCUAUGGAAUAUAUAAAAAAAGAAAAUGUAACUACAGAUAUGACACUUUGUGUGCGAGAGGAAGCUGAGUAUGACGACUUAGAGACCCGUUUAUGUCAGAAAAUGAGUUCCACAGGUUUAAAGUCAUCUCAUCAACGGAUUUGGAUAGAAGUAGAAAAAUUGCGUACAAAAUAUCAGUGGCGACCUAUCAGAGAUGUUUUUGCGAAAGUUGUUGAUAAAAACCGAAUCGUUACGUUCAAAGACAUUGAGGAUGUACUUUAUUCAUUCAAUAAAAUUGUUGCAGUGACUCUUUUUUUGAACUUGAUGGAAGAAUUAGGAGCAAAAAUAUAUGGCUGGGAUUCACUUUCUCCUACAAACAUAAUGCAUGAAUUCACUUUAUUUCCUGAUUUUUCUGUGGGUUUGAAGGAUAUUGAUAAGUUUUUGAAUAGAUGUUUUGAUCUUGUUUCUGUUCAAGUAGAAGGACAAGUAAGGGAUUUGGUGUUGUCGUCACAACUUCUCACAAUUUUUAAUCUCAUUAGUCGGAACUACGGGAGCAGGGAAAAAAUAACUGCAAAAUUUCGUGAAGAAGCUAAACUUCUAUGCUGUAAGAAUAAUAAUAUUAGGAACUUGUCAUUAGUAGCAACACUAGCGGAAAAGUUGUUGGAAUUGGGAAAAGACGAGAUUGCAAGGACUUGCGUUAAUAAAUUUUUUGUAAGCAAUGAUAUGUGGAGCGAGAAAGAAAUGUCUCGUCUAGUUCCUAUGCUUCGUAUGGCUAUUGUGUACAUAAGUGCAGCGCCUGACGAUUUUGUUAAACGAGAUCUCAUCAGCACUAUUUUAUGUGAAGGGAAAUGCGUACAGAAUGAGGUGAAGGACAUUAAUACGAUUCAAAACAGAAUCAAUGUUAUUUUUCGCGAUCUUUUGAGAAGAGAAGGAAUGCAUGAUACCUGGGAAGGUUCCCCAAUUGAUCUCAUAUCAUGUCUUGUGCUGUUUUAUUCUUACUACUUUGUUAUUAACGAGAAACGAGUAUGGAGCAUGCGAAAAUGUUAUAUGGAAUUGUCAGCUGUUACGAGGCACAGUAAACAUCGUCGCCUUUUAAAAAAGUAUCUGGAACUGUUGCAAUUGCAUGUGACACUUAAUCCCGGUACGUCUCGUCGCGUAUUAGUUGAAGCGCUAAUAACGGCUUGUCGACGAAAUCCGACAGAUGUAUCUAUAUUGAAAAUGUAUAUUGACUCUACUGCUAAAGGAAACUUCUCCUUUCCUGUUAAAAAAUUUCUAGAAACUAACUCAGAUGACGAAAAUACGAAUUAUUAUUUUGCAUUUGGCUCUGUGUACCUUGAGCUAUUACGACAUAGAAUCCUACUCGAUAAUAGUGACAACAUAUGCUCACCUGGUUUACACCGAUUGAGAACGGUUUUAAAAAGGGCUAGUGAACGUGUAAAGCACACUGUUGAUGUUUUCUGGCGUUUACUGCUUCAAAUCGAGAAUGAUCAGAGAAACGUUCAACGUUCUCGCGAGGUAUUUUAUCUAGCAUUUGCUGAGUGUCCUUGGUCUAAAGCACUUUGCAUGGAUUACAAAUAUAUGGACUCCGAUGAGUAUGCUAAACUAUUGGAUGUUUUAGUUGAAAAACACCUCAGACUUCGUUGUGAACAUGAUGAAAUCGCCAUACUUAUGCGGGAGUAG
Molecule: messenger RNA, 1959 nt
Organism: Thelazia callipaeda (thelaziosis nematode)
Lineage: Eukaryota; Metazoa; Nematoda; Chromadorea; Rhabditida; Thelaziidae
Source: the annotation of a GenBank genome assembly